Blastomyces gilchristii SLH14081 is the source of this 3281-nucleotide messenger RNA. RefSeq lists its product as uncharacterized. NCBI's taxonomy places the organism in Eukaryota, Fungi, Ascomycota, Eurotiomycetes, Onygenales, Ajellomycetaceae. The record is from RefSeq and is a predicted model, not a curated record. The transcript has 2 exons. The coding region runs from base 8 to 472 and encodes 154 amino acids.
GCCAACUAUGGCGAUCAACACCAGCCAAGUUCUCAAACUUGGCAUGAACGAAAAAAUUGGCUUCGUUGUCUUUUUCUUUUUCUUUUUUUUCCCCCCUUCUUUUGUUUUUGCUUCUUUUGUUUUUGAUUCUUUGCAGCCGCCGACCCAUAACGUCUCGGCCAUUUUCCCGCUGAUCCCUGUCAAGUUACGUUGUGGAAAUAUCUUAUCUUAUGGGCAGGAAAACUUGAAGAGCUUUGAAUCCGGGUGGUUGCCAACCCACCUCCAAACCAAGCUGGGGAGUUUUCCUCCAGCUCUCCGGGCUCUCCCUCAUUAUUGGUGCAAGAGAAGUAAUUCCGAGGAUUUUGUUAAAUCACGUUUAUGGAAGUGGUCAGAGGAAUCUGGCACGCCAAAAAAAAUAAAAAUAAGCUUCGAGUGUAAUGAUGCGAAGCAAAAUACAAACCAACAAUUAACCAGACAUGCGUCUUCACUCUGACCCUCAUCAUUUCUCCAUCUGCCUUGGUUGGCUUGAGUUUCGAUUCCCUGACAUAAAAGGAACAAGGAUCAGGGGCCAUGACUCGCAUAACAAAAGAUUCUUUUAGUGCUGAUCAUGGAUGUGAUAGACAGAGCGGCGGGAGAGAAAGUGAGCAUCAAGAAUUAUUAAUGCUUUUUAACACUCGCAACAAUGAAAAUGAUGCAAGACUAUACACCCGUCGCAUAUUUCCCUUCAUUACUGGCUAAGAGUUGGGCUUCGGGGGUUCCAACUCUUGAUAUGCAGAGAUGUUGGAAACGCAUGAAACACUAGUUACUGACUAGAUUCUAGGCAAAGGCUGAGAAUACUACUGUUAAGGUCAUUGACGCAUUGUUGAGAAUAAUUCUAAAAAUAAUUGCAGCUACUAACUAUCAGCCAGUGUGUCUUCACCUCCAGCUUCCUGUGUUCAUGAGAUCUCCAAUUUUUUACAAACAAUGCCGAAAUAUAGUUACUGAAAUAUAGUUACCACAAUAUAGAGAAGGGCGUUAGUGAGGCCGCUGAGAAGAAGGCCGAGGCAGAGACUCCCGCCUAUUCUCUCCCCAUCAUUCAUAACACUACUUCGUACGCACGAGAUAUGUACCACCACCAGAUUGCUCAACCCGAGGUUCAUUUUCCUCAGGAAAUGCUCACUUGUACAUACCUGGAUUUGAAUACGCUGGACUCUUGUGCCACGCACUAAUUCCAUUAUUAUUAUUCUUUAGCGAGUGGUAAGUAAACAAUCCAUCCGCCCGUCUAACGUUGUGCAAAACAUGGCUUUUCUGCCAAACAGGGCUUAUUCUUGGAGAAACAUGAUUUAAAAUUGGAACAAUUUGCGAGCAAAUCCUUCGCCAAAUGGAUGCACGACCUCCAAUCAUCUGAGGGUAAUAUAUGGGCCAUCUUUUUGAUGUAAAAUGUUUCCACACCAUCUCAGUCUCAGGAAGUGGGUGCUCUAAUUACACCCUUCAAGUCCCAUUUUGAACCGUUUCCAACUGCGGAAAAGCGGGCAAAACUUCGCUGCGCUAGCAGCUGGAUGAAACCAUGUUCUCCAGGCUGCAGGAGGACGAUACGGCAGCUGGAUGGAUGGCGCAAUGGGGCGAAAAUAUGGACGCAGGGCUGGCGGGUGGAAAUAAGCUCGAGGAAUUAGAAAAGCAAUUAUGGGAGAGCCGUCAUCGUCCCCCCCGCUGUUGCGCUUCUGAUUCGACGGUCAGAAGCGGCUGGUCUGCUAGGCUUCUCUAGCGUGCAUCCCUUAGGUUACAUGGGUUGGGCAAAAGAUGACCGCACGCAAAUUGGAUAGAUGGGCUUCUGGCGAACGAGAGCUGCCAAGUCACUUUUGCGCAGUCUUGGCCUAGGUUCGGAACGACUUAACUAAAAUCCCUGACUACCCGCUGAUUCCUUGUCCGACGCUAGCUCGGGCCACUUUACACCUCGAUCCUCCAAGCGACUACUACCGACUCGGGUUUUCCUGGAUCUGACAGAAGAGAGAGAUGCACGUUUACUACUUGCGUUCAUCUGUCUGGGACUGGGCAUUGAAGGAAGAGCCUCAGAUAAAAUAGUGCCACGGACGGAGGGAAAAUGAGAAUCGCCCUUCUCGAUUUCCCAUUUAUUUUACAAAAGAGGACGGUUAUUUUGUCUUCAACUGAUAUCACAAUAGUGUUUGCAAGGCAGGUUUGAAGUACGGAGUACGAGAGCAUGCACACUACUGCAACAUACCAGUAGUAGUCGCGUCGCUCUUUAGUCGCCGGAAAAGGGCGGAAUCGCCCUGCAUCUUGUGGGAGGCUAGAACAACUUGACGAGGCGCGACGGGAAAAUAGCUGUUGGCCCUUCAUAUGCGCAGCUUCCCAAUCCGCAGCUCGUCAGCCAACCCGGCCCUUUGAACAACAAGAUAUCAUAUGAGAAUGAAAGGUUUCACUCCCAUUCCUGGCGCCCGAAAGAGAUGCAGCAUUUAAUCUCCAGCCGAGGUGCACAUUGGUUUGCCUGAGCCACUGUUCUCUCGAUGCCUUUCUCUGAUCUCUCUCGGGUCGCUGCCGCGCAUGAAAAAGUGUCUCUCAAAUUUUCCUCGAGGCGUUCUUCGAGGUGUCUCUAUCUAAGGCGCACCAGCAAAUUAUAUUAUGGUCUUUGAUCCACCAAGCUGGGUAUUCAUUCAAAAUACUCAGCUUACAUUUACUAAAAUGAUAUUUUCCCCCUCACCGCAAUAAUGGAUAAAAAGCACUGUUUGAUAGCAUUAUUAGUUCGUGUGCUGCAUUCAGCUCUGCAAGCCAACGCACGGAAUCAUACCAAUGGCGGCAUUCGUGGAAUUGUCUCAAAUGCCCAGCGUGGAGAAUUUUCACAUGCAUAAUGGUCCAAUUGCUUUCUUCUCCUACUUGCAUAUAUAAACAACAUGCAUUUUAUCAGUUACGCAUUUCGAAUAUAUUUCCGCUCUCCCUCCAGCGGAGAGACGACGCAUUGCCGCUGCUGGUGAUCUUUGUGUUAGCGUGGCACGAUCAACCUCUUCACGUUGGGGAUGUCUGGAUAAUGAUUAUGAGAACAAAAAAUUCAGAUGCAACACUAUCUAUCAUACGGCCAAUUUUUUUGAUCCCCAUUUCACUCCCCCGCAUCCCAUUAUGUAGAAUAAGUGUCGCCUACCUGAGGCACAAGUUAUACAGUACGUAGACGUCAUGCGUUCUGCGGUGUAUAUUUCAAGGGCCCAUCUCAUCCCACAUCGUUUGGAUAGAUAUAGAUAUUUGUCACACCUGCUGUGCAAUUUUACAGAGUCCCUGUGUACUGGUGAUAUAUGGAUGACUUAGUGCUUAACUAC